Oncorhynchus nerka (sockeye salmon) is the source of this 2148-nucleotide messenger RNA. Its product is annotated as neuronal acetylcholine receptor subunit beta-4-like. The record is from RefSeq and is a predicted model, not a curated record. Gene Ontology annotation, molecular function: transmembrane signaling receptor activity; acetylcholine-gated monoatomic cation-selective channel activity. Gene Ontology annotation, biological process: nervous system process; monoatomic ion transmembrane transport; chemical synaptic transmission. Gene Ontology annotation, cellular component: synapse; postsynaptic membrane; plasma membrane. Lineage: Eukaryota; Metazoa; Chordata; Actinopteri; Salmoniformes; Salmonidae. Bases 37 to 1533 code for a protein of 498 amino acids. The transcript is spliced from 5 exons.
AUAGGUGGCAGUUGUGCGGACUCAGAGGAGCGUCUGAUGAACUGUCUGCUGGGAAAGGAUCGCUACAACAAGCUGAUCCGUCCAGCUGUGAACAGGACAGAGCGGGUUACUGUCAAACUACAGGUGUCCCUGGCCCAACUCAUCAGUGUGAAUGAGAGAGAGCAGAUUAUGACCACCAAUGUUUGGCUCACACAGCACUGGGAUGACUACAGGCUAUCAUGGGACCCUUCUCAAUAUGAUGGCAUUGACAAGCUACGUAUUCCUUCCAGACACAUCUGGCUACCUGAUAUUGUGCUCUAUAACAAUGCGGAUGGAACCUAUGAGGUAACAGUCUUCACCAAUGCCAUUGUCCAGUUCAACGGCAGCAUCUUCUGGCUGCCUCCGGCCAUCUAUAAGAGUGCCUGCAAGAUCGAGGUCAAGCACUUCCCCUUUGACCAGCAGAACUGCACACUCAAGUUCCGGUCAUGGACCUACGACCACACCGAGCUCGAUUUGGUCCUGAAGACAGGGGUGGCCAGCAUGGACGACUUCACUCCCAGUGGGGAAUGGGACAUCUUGGCCUUGCCGGGCAGGCGGACGGUUAACCCUCUGGAUCCUACCUACGUGGACCUCACCUAUGACUUCAUCAUCAAGAGGAAGCCGCUGUUCUACACCAUCAACCUAAUCAUCCCCUGUGUCCUCAUCACCUCUCUGGCCAUCCUGGUCUUCUACCUGCCGUCUGACUGUGGGGAGAAGAUGACACUGUGUAUCUCAGUCCUCCUGGCCCUCACUGUGUUCCUCCUCCUGAUCUCCAAGAUCGUCCCUCCCACCUCGCUGGACGUGCCUCUGAUUGGGAAGUACCUGAUGUUCACCAUGGUGCUGGUGACCUUCUCCAUCAUCACCAGUGUGUGUGUGCUCAACGUGCACCACCGCUCCCCCAGCACACACACCAUGCCCUCCUGGGUCAAGGUAGUGUUCCUCAACAAGCUGCCCCAUCUGCUCUUCAUGAGACGCCCGAAGAAUAACUCUGCCCGCCAGCGGCUACGCCAGCAGAGACAACUCCGAGCUCGCAGAUCCAUCCUGGCGGACCUGGGCUACCCUGCCACCGCCAUGUCCAAAACAGCCACCGCUGCCGCCAUGUCUUCCUCCUCUGCCUCGGCCUUCUCCUCCCCGGGACACUUUUACAACAAAGUCACAGCUCCGCUGGGGUACACCCACACCUUCACGAAGGGGGAGGCCUGCUCCACCGAGUUCCUGCCCAACAGCUUCCCCUCCUCCCAGGACCUCCGCAAUAGAGGCAGCCCAGACUGGGGGGGAGAUGUUCAGGAGGCAGUGGACGGGGUCCGCUUCGUGGCUGAUCACAUGAUGGGGGACGAUGAUAACCAGAAUGUGAUCGAGGACUGGAAGUAUGUGGCAAUGGUGGUGGACCGUAUGUUCCUGUGGAUCUUUAUAAUAGUGUGUGUGACUGGAACCCUGGGUCUCUUCCUCCAGCCUCUAUUUCAGCAUUCAAUAGUCCCCAUCCAGCAGCCCAGCUCAGACACACCCCGUACCUGAACCCCCCCCAAGAAGUAUGGGGGUCAUACAUAGACAUAAGGGUCAUAGAACAUCAACCAAUGCCAUGUGGCCUACAGCAAUACAAGUCUCUGUAUCUCUUUCUGUUUCUACUACCUGGUCUUAACACGGCACAUCGGUACAAGGAAGAGUUGCCUUUUUCCAUAUAGUUGAAGCAGAGAUACAAAGAUGUCCCUCUAAAACCAGACUGAAAGUACAAACGUUACCCGAGUGGAAUAAUAACCCAAAUAAUACGUCAGAUAUCAUUUGACUCCCGAUUUCUCUCCCAUGUUAUAUCACCCUGUUGUGGAAAUGUAAUGGAAAAAAAUCUAUAAAUGUAUAAAAAGGUCAGUGAGUUUGAUUAAAUUCAUUAACACCCAAUAAAGUCUAAAGUGGUGGGGUACUAAAUGAAAUGAUGUUCAGUGUGAUAAAAUAAAAUAGCUUGGCUAGGUCACAUUGAUAAGAUGGAUAUUGGGCAAAAUCAUGUAGCUCGGAACAUUAUGAUUCAAGCUAGGGUGUUAUAAAGAGGCCUCCUAACUGAGUUACAAGGCUAUAACCUGUGAAUUACUGGGGAUAUUCCCCACAGAUGUAUUAUUUGGAUGCAAUAAACAGUUCCAG